UAGAUCCGGGUUAGAGCCUGUUUGAAUGUGGCUUGGAGGAUAAAAAGCGAGCCGUCAUGUUGACGUCCCUCCCUCUCCGUCUCUGUGCGUCGGCUAGGCUGCUGCUGCACUCACCCUGCCCGGAACAACCACCUGAAAACAACCAUGUCUGAGAAACUUCCCUUCAAAGUUGCUGACAUCAGCCUGGCCGAAUGGGGGCGCAAGGCCAUUGAUAUCGCGGAGAAUGAGAUGCCCGGUCUGAUGAAGAUGAGGGAGCUGUACGGUCAGUCCAAGCCGCUGAAGGGCGCCCGUAUCGCCGGCUGCCUCCACAUGACCCUGCAGACCGCCGUGCUCAUCGAGACCCUCACCGCCCUCGGGGCUGAGGUUCAGUGGUCGAGCUGCAACAUCUUCUCCACUCAGGAUCACGCUGCUUCUGCCAUCGCCAAGACUGGCGUUCCAGUGUAUGCAUGGAAAGGUGAGACCGAUGAGGAGUACGUGUGGUGCAUCGAACAGACUCUGUACUUCAAGGACGGCCAGCCCCUCAACAUGAUCCUGGACGAUGGAGGGGACCUCACCAACAUGGUCCACCAGAAGUAUCCCAAACUGCUGGCAGGUAUCCGGGGCCUGUCAGAGGAGACUACUACCGGUGUCCACAACCUGUACAAGAUGUUGAAAAAGGGCGAGCUGAAAGUGCCCGCCAUUAACGUCAACGACUCCGUCACAAAGAGUAAGUUUGACAACCUGUACGGCUGCAGGGAGAGCCUGAUCGACGGUAUCAAGCGAGCCACAGAUGUGAUGAUUGCCGGUAAAGUCGCCGUGGUGGCGGGCUAUGGUGACGUGGGUAAAGGCUGCGUUCAGGCUCUGCGUGGGUUCGGAGCUCGCGUCAUCGUCACCGAGAUCGACCCCAUCAACGCCCUGCAGGCCGCCAUGGAAGGUUAUGAGGUGACCACCAUGGACGAGGCUUCUAAGGAAGGAAACAUCUUCGUCACCACCACUGGAUGUGAGGACAUCAUCCUGGGACAUCACUUUGAGAACAUGAAGGACGAUGCCAUCGUCUGUAACAUCGGACACUUUGACUGUGAGAUCGACAUGAACUGGCUCAACAAAAACGCUGCAGAGAAAGUCAACAUUAAGCCUCAGGUCGAUCGCUUUCGUUUGAAGAACGGUCGUCACGUCAUCGUCCUGGCCGAGGGCAGACUGGUCAACCUGGGCUGUGCCAUGGGACACCCAUCCUUCGUCAUGAGCAACUCCUUCACCAAUCAGGUUCUGGCUCAGAUCGAGCUGUGGACGAACACCGCCAAAUACCCCCUUGGAGUCUACUUCUUGCCCAAGAAGUUGGAUGAGCAGGUGGCAGCAGCCCACCUGGAUAAACUGGGGGUGAAGCUGACCAAGCUGUCGGACAAGCAGGCCAAGUACCUGGGUCUGCCCACCGAGGGGCCCUUCAAACCGGACCACUAUCGCUACUGAGUGUCCUGUCCAGCGGAGGAGGAGGAGGAGGAGGUGUGGCUAGAACUGUGUUGGUGUUUAGGUGUAGCAGGGUUUGGCGGUUGGGAGCACUUUGAGAGAUUGUCCAGGUAGCACUCUGGGUGCCGUUUUGGACUUCCAAAUGUCAACUUUUCAGACAUGCAGAGAGACAUUAUUGUGUUUGUUCGUUCCCCUUUAAAUAGGCUUCCAUAUCAAAUGCUAAAGAAAUGUAUUUCACAAGUUGCAUCCUGUGUCGAUCCAAGUUUGGAACCAACACCUUGUUGUGCUUUACUCAGGUGAGAUCAAAGUCAAUCUACCAAACAGCUGGUGUUGAAUCAUUUCUGGUUGAAGCAAGACUUUUGAGCUAAAAUAUCUGCCCCACACAACUGCAUUGACCCAAAGCUUCUGUCAGUAGCUUUAUGUUGGGAGUUUAUAGACAUCAGAAGGCUGUUCAAACUCAGUACAGACACCAAUCAAAGAAACAUCUAGCCCUGUAUUUCAACGGUCAUCACCAUCUUAGUUUACGCUUACCACACCAGUGUGUUCAGUCCUCCACCGUCCCUCCUCUUUCUCAUCACCACUCUGCUGAAACACCAGGUUCUGUUGUGGCUGUUAAAGAAUACCUCUUGUUGUUCGUCAUUCCCUCAAAUCAACCCUGAUCCUUUCCUGCCUGAGCUCUUCUCUCCGCCUCGCCGCGGCUCGAGGUGGAAGGUGACAAACAGGUUUUUCUUUUUUAAUUUCAUUUUUUAAUGAGUCAAAGCAAACUGUUUAGUGUACAUUUGCCUUAUCGCGGUAUAUUCAGAUUAAUACUGACUUGUGUUAGCACUUAUUAAUAGAAACUGUGCGAGAAUAUGCUCAUGAAGUGCUUGUUUAUUAUCCAGGUUGAUUGGUAGAGUAAAGAGAAGCACGUCUGCCAAAGGAACCACCAAAGCAAAAUGUCUUAAUCUUUGUUGCCUAAUUUUCUUAUUGUCAUUUAAUUUGACUUGAUGGGCCAAAACGUGCAACGCCUAUCCCCUCCCCCUCCCCAUUUCUCACUGUAGCCAAUCAGGUUGUCAAACAGUGGCCCCAGUUCUCAACGGUUACAGCCUGAAAUGCAGAGUUCAACUGCUGGUAAACGGUCUAUUGAUACUGUCAAGUAUUACAAUGAAAAAUAAAAACUAAACCUGUUGACUCUG
This is a messenger RNA of Sander lucioperca (pikeperch), 2618 nucleotides long. RefSeq names its product adenosylhomocysteinase (gene ahcy). Gene Ontology annotation, molecular function: adenosylhomocysteinase activity. NCBI's taxonomy places the organism in Eukaryota, Metazoa, Chordata, Actinopteri, Perciformes, Percidae. Bases 145 to 1446 code for a protein of 433 amino acids. The record is from RefSeq and is a predicted model, not a curated record. The transcript has 11 exons. Gene Ontology annotation, cellular component: cytosol. Gene Ontology annotation, biological process: L-methionine cycle.